Messenger RNA from Striga asiatica, 524 nucleotides. The record is from the annotation of a GenBank genome assembly. Lineage: Eukaryota; Viridiplantae; Streptophyta; Magnoliopsida; Lamiales; Orobanchaceae.
GCUUUCUAGACGGGAGCAUGGUGACUCGACCGCGCCGCAGGGGAAUCCAUCCCAGCUCAAGUAGAGUUUCGACGAUAAUAAAGAAUAAUACGAAAGAUGAGCAGUCGUCGGGGGAGGCGAACACGGCCUCGCUGCGAAGUGGAGGUGUUCAUAAAACUAAAGAGGAUGAAAUGGAAAAGAAAAAUACUCGACGGAAAUUUCCAACUGCCACAACGGCGGCAGAGAGAGAGAGAGAGAGAGAUGAGCAGUCGUCGGGGGAGGCGAACACGGCCUCGCUGCCGGUGAACAUCGUUUACUGGUGGCCUGACACGUGUCAAAGGAGCCGAAGAUUCCGAGUGGGCCCGCACAAGCUCGAACUUUUCGAGCUGCUUGCUACCUACCGGACAUUAGAUUUAAAAGGCCCCGAUUCCCGUAGAAAGAGCCGACAUCCCAAUCCUCAGUCGAGGAUGAUAGAGUCAUCAAUGCCACCACAAUUGAUCUCAUGCUCGGCCGCAGUUGAGGAUCCUCGUGAGUACAAGCCCUCG